This is a messenger RNA of Neolamprologus brichardi, 3593 nucleotides long. It is a transcript of the gene tmem229b, whose product is annotated as transmembrane protein 229B. The record is from RefSeq and is a predicted model, not a curated record. NCBI's taxonomy places the organism in Eukaryota, Metazoa, Chordata, Actinopteri, Cichliformes, Cichlidae.
UCUGUCUGAGCAUGUGCUGCUGGUGCCGCUGCUGCUGCAGUGAAGUAAAAUGUGUCAAUUUUCAUCGGACAGUAGAGACACCGUGGAGGAGAAGCCGGGGACAGCAGAUGAGCGGUUGGAAGCGGACACCGAGUCAACCAGGACAAUCUCGCCGGGGGAGAUGCAUUUGAUCGUCCGGCUUGUGUGCUGAGGGACACCGCAGAGCUCAGCCGAAAGAUCCUUGUUUUUUUGCUACAGUAAAGUCUGUGUGAAGGCGAGAGGAGGAAGGAUGGUGACAUUGGAAACCCCAGAGGCUCCCGUUCCUCUGACAGCGCUGUCACGCUGGUACCUGUACGCCAUCCAUGGUUACUUCUGCGAGGUGAUGUUUACUGCAGCCUGGGAGUUUGUGGUCAACUGCAACUGGAAGUUCCCUGGCGUGACAAGUGUAUGGGCGCUCUUCAUCUAUGGCACCUGCAUCCUCAUUGUGGAGCAGAUGUACCUAAAGCUGCGCGGUCGCUGCCCCGUGCUGCUGCGCUGCAUCAUCUACACUUUAUGGACCUACCUGUGGGAGUUUGGUACGGGGCUGCUGCUGCGCCAAUUCAACGCCUGCCCUUGGGACUACUCUGAGUUCCGCUACAACUUCAUGGGACUGAUCACGGCUGAGUACGCAGUGCCCUGGUUCUGCGCAUCCUUCAUUGUGGAGCGCCUCGUCAUCCGCAAAACGCUGAGGCUGCGCUUUCAUGAAGGGCCCGAGGAUGGUUGGUCAAACCAUCAAUCUGAUGCUGGGAGUGGCCGAGGGAAUGGAGGAACUGUGGGGGGUGGGAGAAGGAGAGAGAGGAGCAGAGGGAUGGGAAAUAAUUCUAAUGGCUACCUUAAAGCAGAAUGAAUCACGGAAUUGACAGAAUGACACAAUCCAAACCAGCCCAAUCCGACCCUCCUUUUCAUAAGCAGUCCUACCCCUCAGCUGUGUGAGAUGAAGACACACAGCUGUGCAGACUGGGCUGGUAUGCAGACAGCCAGACAACAAACACCUAACUGGGGCUUUAAAUGCCCAAAUCACACACUGUUAACACAGGAGUACCGUUAACUACAUGCUGCUGUGUUUGCUGCAUUUCAUAACGCACCACCCAUUUCCAUGUCGGCUUGACCUUAAGGAGAUCAGGGCUCUCUCUCCUGUCCCACAGUGUUUGGGUAAAAGAACUACUGUUGCAAAGAGUAUGUGUGAUUAUCCCGUGGAGGAAUUAAUUCACAAACAAAUACAUUAUUAAUAUUUUUCAGGGGCACAUCAGUCUAUAUUAAAGCAGAAUGCUUGCUGUGUAGAAAUCAUAGUAAAAAGUAGCUUGGUUGUGAAAUGUCCUUUUUAAAAUGUACAUAUUGUCCUUUAGUAUUAUUCAAAGUACUGUAGUAAUGUAGCUACAAAAGGAUCCUUAAAGGUACUGUAUACCAGCAUUUUAUUUUGAAAGGUCAUUCACAGCUAAAAAUAAGGAGCUUUUGCGUGUGACAGGACACCGCCUGCUGGUAUCAAUACACAAUAUAGUGCUUGCCUGAUUGAGCUGGUUAGCAGUGACUGAACUUUCAAAAUAAAAUACUUGUAUUCCACACCUUUGAGAGUAUACCAUCCACCCAGGAAGCAAUGCGCCAUCUGUCAGCUUACGUCACGACGAAUGUUUCUCUGCAGUUAGAGAAUACCCACAAUGCCUAAAAAACAAAAAACAAAAACAAUGCAUGAAAAAAUUGUCUUCCAAUAUAAUGUGACAUUUUUUUUACAGAGCUCAUUCAGCAGCCAUACUGUGUGUCUCCACAAUCAGUCUGCUGCUUGUGUGUUAAUGACAGUAGCUCAGAAGGUGGAGCUGGUCCACCAGCUAUCAGGGUUGAUUGCCUGUUGUCUCCUGACUGCAUGAUGAAGUGUCCUUGAGUGAGACGUUGAUACCCAAACUGCUCCCGUUGAGCAAGUCAUGGCCUUGCAUGGCAGCUUCUCCGCCACUGUGUGUGACUGUAGGUGUCUGCAAGCUUAUAUGAUGGCUUAAAUGCAGGGACGCCUUUCUGCUGUCAUGGUUACGAGUCACGACCAUCAGCAUAAAGCACAAAGCUUCUUGGUAAUGUGCUGUUCAAAAACGUGCACACGGCUCGCUGUCUGCAUUUUGUUUGCUUUAAUGUUGUCGAGGCAACACAUGCCUCAUGUAUGUAUGUAAUUGUCAUUCACUGGAACACAAUACUCCUUCCUGUCCAGUUACAGUGCACACGUAUGAAUAUGUUUGCUGAAUAAGUGAAGCCUGCGAACGGAGAAUCUCAUGGAUGGAUUUUUAUUUACAAAGAGUCAUCAAAUUAUUGGUCUUUAGGUUUCCAUUUCUGUCCCCGUUGUUUUUGUUGCCGACUUAAGUGAAGGAGAGGAAGUGCACAGCAGAAUUUGUUAAUAAUUUACUGAAGAAACACUCACUUUUCAGCUAAAAUGGAAUUAGUUGCUCAUGUGUUUUAUAAAUUCAUGAUGUGUAAUUUGACCUCUUUGGUAUUACGCUGGAUGUUUCCACGUGAGGCAGAGUGCAUCAGUGGAGCCGUAUUAUCAGCGCAACUAGGUUAAAAUGCUCAAAACUCUGACACUUUUUAACAUUCAUGUCUUAAAAGCAGGUAACCCACACAGAAUAAUGGUAGAAUUAGAGGUAGAAGGAUCAAGAAGUGCAUACACUUGCCUACAUAUGCAGGAAGCGAUGGCAUUCUUUCUAUGUGGUGCUAACUGUUUAAAUGUAAAAGAGGUAAGACACUUCACUUUGAUUUCAAUGUACUGGAGGACUGAUAGCAUAUACUGAUAGCAUGUCAUAUAGAAUGUGAUUGCUGAAAAGUAUAUGUUCUACAGAAAAGACACACUGUGCUUGAUCAACUUAAACUUGAGCAGUUAUUAGAAACUGAUGGACUCUGUAAAACGGUGACCUUCAUCUGUGUUGCGUCACUGAAAUGCAGUGGCUUCCCUUCACUGUCUCUCUAAGCUGGGAUGAAGUGCUGCCACCCGGUGGAUACACUGAAAACAACUUUUAUUAUGCUACAAUGGAAACUAUAAUGUGUAAAGAAAAACUUGUGAAAAAAACAAAAAACAUGUUGUGGUUUUAACCCCAUGGCAUUUUUAUCUAACUUUAACACGUUUAUUUCAUAUGUGACUCAAAAGGCUUAAAAGCAAUAUAAUCUAUGCCCCAGCUAUGUUUAACUUCUCUUUAAAAUCCAAUGAACUACAAUAUGGUAUGCAGCUAAUUAGUACUACUGCUUUAACGGAAGAAAUUACAAAAAAUGCAAGUGUAUUCUCUGCAAUAUGUGAAUGAAGGCGUGCUGAGUGUGCAUAGGGUGUUGUACAGAGACACUGUCUCUGUGUGUGCAUGUAAAGUGUGUUAAAGUUGAUACUCUGGUAUUUUUACCUCCAGUGUGCAUGUGCAAGUGCAAAAAUUAUCUCGUCAAACUCAGAUUUUAACCUGCUGAUUAUUAGCCCCCCAUGCACUGCAACAGUUGCUUUAAAGAAACAAACAAAAAAAAAAAGAGAAAUGUACAGGUUUUUAGUGAAAUCACUGUACUGUAUAUCAAUCAUUUUGUUUUUUGUUCAUGUAUGAUUUAUCAGUUGCUGGGAUUAAAUA